This is a messenger RNA of Lentinula edodes (shiitake mushroom), 2173 nucleotides long. Its product is annotated as P-loop containing nucleoside triphosphate hydrolase protein. The record is from RefSeq and is a predicted model, not a curated record. Gene Ontology annotation, cellular component: mitochondrial outer membrane. Gene Ontology annotation, biological process: mitochondrion organization; small GTPase-mediated signal transduction. NCBI's taxonomy places the organism in Eukaryota, Fungi, Basidiomycota, Agaricomycetes, Agaricales, Omphalotaceae. The transcript is spliced from 15 exons. Gene Ontology annotation, molecular function: GTPase activity; calcium ion binding; GTP binding. The coding region runs from base 186 to 2123 and encodes 645 amino acids.
CCGAAUUCAAGUAAGGUUGAGUGAAGUACAUAAACCGAAAAAGACCAGAGCCGUCCAGAUUCGUCAGCGCCAAAUUGUUCGUGAGAACUUUUUGAUGGCUACGACCGACUUCGAGCUGUAGCUUAUUUGCUUCGCGUUCGUAGAUACCCCUUCUUGGUGAUUUCGUUCCUCGAUAUUCCAAGGAUAUGCGAAGGGAUGUGCGCAUUCUUCUCGUCGGUGACGAGGGUGUCGGGAAAAGUACGAUAGUCACCUCACUCAUUAAAGAAGCUUUUGUCCAACACGUCCAACACAUUGUACCCGAAGUUACAAUUCCACCAGAGGUUACUCCGGAAAAUGUCACGACAUACAUUGUUGACUCAGGAGCUGGGCCGCAGGAUCGUGCACACUUGGAGUCGGAAAUUCGAAAGGCUCAUGUCAUCUGCGUCGUAUACUCGAUAGACAACCCCAAUUCCUUCGACCGGAUUCCUGCGUAUUGGCUUCCGCAUUUUCGACAGCUCGGUGUAAACGUUCCUGUUAUACUUGUUGGCAACAAGAUUGAUUUACGCGGGGGCGAAGUGACAAAUGAGGCACUGGAGGACGAAAUAAUACCUAUCAUGAACGAAUUUAAAGAAGUAGAAACUUGUGUGGAAUGUUCAGCCAAAAUGCCUUUGAACGUCUCCGAAGUCUUUUAUUUUGCGCAGAAGGCCGUCUUACAUCCUACCGCACCUCUAUACGACUCGCGAGAUCAUGUACUUAAAGCAGCAUGCGUAAGAGCAUUGAAACGCAUAUUCAAAUUAUGUGACUUGAAUAAGGAUGGCAUCCUUGACGCGCACGAACUGAAUGAAUUUCAGAGGAAAUGUUUCGACGCGCCUUUGCAAUUGCAGGAACUCGAGGGUAUUCGAGAGAUGGUCACUCAACAUGCAGAUGGUGGCGUCAGAGAAGGUGGCCUCACGGAAGCGGGAUUCUUGUAUUUGCAUACGAUCUUCAUUCAGCGUGGACGCUUAGAAACCACAUGGACAGUUUUGCGGAAAUUUGGUUAUGCUGAAGAUCUACGGCUCACUGAGGCGUUCCUGUCUCCGAAAUUCGAUGUCCCGCCAGAUUGUUCCGUCGAACUCAGUCCACCCGGAUAUCAGUUCUUCACGGACAUUUUCGAGACAUUUGAUAAAGAUCAAGAUGGUGCACUCAAUCCUUCCGAGCUUGAAGAGGUUUUCGGCACAUCACCAGGCAAUCCUUGGGCGUCUCAAAAAUUCCCAGACACGACACUCUCAGAUGAUACUGGCUCGGUCACUCUGCAGGGCUGGCUAGCUCAAUGGAGCAUGACGACGCUUCUCGACCACAAAACCACUUUAGCGUACCUCGCAUAUCUGGGAUACCCUGAUGAACCUCGAACAAGCGCUCUUCAAGUGACUCGUGCCAGAAAGAUUGAUCGUAGGAAGGGUAAGGUGUCCCGGAAUGUUUUUCUCUGCUAUGUUUGUGGUGCAGCCGGUUCGGGGAAGACGUCGCUGCUGCGGGCAUUCCUGAAGAAACCAUUCUCAGAGAUCUAUGAGCCAACUUCGAAGAUGAUGACUGCUGUCAAUGCUGUGGAUAUCGAGGGGUCUGAGAAGUAUCUUGUGCUACAAGAAUUCGGCUCCAAAUACGAAGCGGAGACUCUUCGAAACUCAAAGAAGACGGACUUGGCAGAUGUCAUCGUCUACGUGCAUGAUUCCAGCGACACAAACUCGUUUUCUUACAUCAGUAAUCUACGGCAGCAAUACAGCCUCGAUCAUAUACCAACCCUAUUUGUUGCAACUAAAUCUGAUCUGGACCUUGCGCAACAGCGACAUGAGGUCCAACCUGAUGUUUAUUGUCGACGUCUGGGGCUGCAAGUUCCCGUGUCAGUAAGCGUGAAAACAAAUCAAACAGCAGAUGUGUUCCAUGCAAUAUGUAGUAUUGCAAUGAAACCGUUAUCCGCCAUACCGGGUGGUGCAGAACGCGCUCUAUCAUCUUCGGCACGGUUGAAAAUGUAUUUUACGCUCACAGCGUUACUCGGUGGAUGUACUGCUGGGUUAUUUAUGUUGUACCGAACAUUAAUACGACCAGGAAGCGCACCGUUUCCCAACUGGACAACUGGUUGGGCUGGAUGGCUUCUGAGUAAUAGAAAGUAGUACAAGGGUUAUUUUACAGAGACCUAAUAUCAGUUCAUUACAGAAAUUAA